CACGCUCUUAUCUGCCCAGCCCAACAUGGGGGGGUGGCCAGGCUGGCUGAGGCAGGACACUGCCUAGGGGCUGGACACAGAGCAGUCCCAAGCCGGGCUGGGUGGGUGACGGCUGUGGAGGGCUCUGAGUGUCCCUGCAGGCUGGUGGCCAGCUGGCCGCCCAUCUCCCCCACCAUGUCGGACGGCGAGGGCCCCUCAGCUGAUGACAGCGCAUCUGCUGCCAGCAGCAUGGAGGUAUCGGACAGAAUCGCCUCUCUGGAGCAACGGGUCCAGAUGCAGGAGGACGAUAUUCAGCUGCUCAAGUCAGCGCUGGCUGACGUGGUUCGGAGGCUGAACAUCACAGAGGAGCAGCAAGCUGUGCUUAACAGAAAAGGACCUACCAAAGCGAGACCACUGGGGCAGACCCUGCCGUUGAGAACCACCGUCAAUAAUGGCACCGUGUUACCAAAGAAACCCAGUGCUUCCCUCCCAUCCCCCUCGGGGUCCAGGAAAGAAAUGGUUGUGCCAGUAACCAAAAGCAUCAACAGGACCAGCUCUUCUGAACGAGUGUCUCCAGGUGGCCGGAGGGAGAGCUCCGGGGACUCCAAAGGAAGUCGGAACCGCACGGGCUCGACCAGCAGUUCCUCCAGUGGCAAAAAGAACAAUGAGAGCAAACCCAAGGAGCCUGCAUUCAGUCCAGAAGAGGGCUAUGUAAAAAUGUUUCUCCGAGGCCGCCCCGUGACCAUGUACAUGCCCAAAGACCAAGUGGAUUCUUACAGUUUGGAAGCGAAAGCUGAGUUGCCGACCAAGCGGCUGAAGCUGGAAUGGGUCUAUGGGUACCGGGGCCGAGACUGUCGCAAUAACUUGUACUUGCUCCCGACGGGGGAGACCGUGUACUUCAUCGCGUCGGUAGUGGUGCUUUACAAUGUGGAGGAGCAGCUGCAGAGGCAUUACGCGGGCCACAACGAUGACGUCAAGUGCCUAGCGGUCCAUCCCGACAGGAUCACCAUAGCAACAGGACAAGUUGCAGGCACGUCUAAGGAUGGAAAGCAACUGCCGCCCCACGUGCGCAUCUGGGAUUCCGUGACACUGAGCACUCUGCACAUCAUUGGGAUAGGCUUUUUUGACCGGGCUGUCACCUGCAUCGCAUUCUCAAAAUCUAAUGGAGGAAGCCAUCUCUGUGCUGUGGACGACUCCAAUGACCAUGUGCUGUCUGUGUGGGAUUGGCAGAAAGAAGAGAGACUGGCCGACGUGAAGUGUUCGAACGAAGCUGUGUUUGCUGCGGAUUUCCACCCCACAGACACCAAUAUCAUAGUCACCUGUGGGAAGUCACAUCUUUACUUUUGGACCCUGGAAGGAAAUUCCCUUAACAAGAAGCAAGGGUUGUUUGAGAAACAAGAGAAGCCAAAGUUUGUCCUUUGCGUGACGUUUUCUGAAAAUGGCGAUACCAUUACCGGCGAUUCAAGUGGCAACAUCUUGGUGUGGGGAAAAGGUACCAAUCGGAUAAGCUAUGCAGUCCAAGGAGCCCAUGAGGGUGGCAUUUUUGCACUUUGUAUGUUGAGAGAUGGCACGCUGGUGUCGGGAGGAGGGAAGGACCGGAAGCUCAUUUCCUGGAAUGGAAACUAUCAGAAGCUUCAUAAAACAGAGAUUCCUGAGCAGUUUGGCCCAAUCCGGACAGUGGCUGAGGGGAAGGGCAAUGUCAUCUUGAUAGGCACGACUAGAAACUUUGUCCUGCAAGGCACCUUGUCAGGGGACUUCACACCCAUCACUCAGGGUCACACUGAUGAGCUCUGGGGGCUGGCCAUCCAUGCCUCCAAACCUCAGUUCUUGACCUGUGGACAUGACAAGCACGCCACUCUCUGGGAUGCUGUCGGUCACCGGCCCGUCUGGGACAAAAUCAUAGAGGAUCCAGCUCAGUCUUCCGGUUUUCAUCCUUCAGGGUCUGUGGUUGCAGUCGGAACACUGACUGGGAGGUGGUUUGUGUUUGACACGGAAACGAAGGACUUGGUCACCGUCCACACAGAUGGGAACGAGCAGCUGUCCGUGAUGCGUUAUUCACCAGAUGGGAAUUUCUUAGCCAUAGGCUCGCACGACAACUGCAUCUACAUAUACGGCGUCGGAGACAACGGGAGGAGAUACACAAGAGUUGGCAAGUGCUCCGGCCAUUCCAGCUUCAUCACCCAUCUGGACUGGUCGGUGAACUCACAGUUCCUGGUGUCAAAUUCCGGGGACUACGAAAUCCUUUACUGGGUCCCGUCUGCCUGUAAGCAAGUCGUGAGUGUGGAAACCACAAGGGACAUCGAGUGGGCCACCUACACCUGCACCUUGGGAUUCCAUGUCUUUGGAGUGUGGCCAGAAGGCUCGGACGGAACAGACAUCAACGCUGUCUGCCGGGCCCAUGAGAAAAAGCUCCUGUGCACAGGCGAUGACUUCGGCAAAGUGCACCUCUUCUCCUACCCUUGCUCCCAGUUCAGGGCUCCAAGCCACAUCUACAGCGGACACAGCAGCCACGUCACCAACGUCGAUUUCCUCUGUGAAGACAGCCACCUUAUCUCCACGGGCGGGAAAGACACGAGCAUCAUGCAGUGGCGGGUCAUUUAGUCCCCAAGGGAGCUCCGGGAGCAGAUCAUGCCCGAGGAGACAGACUCACGUUCCGCUUGGUCACUGUGAUUUCUGUUUUGUCUACAAACUCUUACAAACCUCAGGAAAAUUGUCCCUCUACCGGUUACCUUAGUUGGGGAGCCAGCGAGUGUCACACCAGAUAAGCGGCUUUCGGGUCCGCUUUUGUUAUAUACGUGCGGGACAGAAUGCAUGUUGGGUAAAGAAAGUUCCCAAGGUUUACAUGGCAGUGGCAUCGAUCGAAGGGACUGGUGUGUCCUUGUGGUCACUUUUCUAUGAACUCUUCAAAAUGGUCACAGAAUGCCUUUUAAAAUAUUGUAUAUAGUCUUCACUGCUUCACCUUGCUAAGUCAGAUAUUUAUGAUAAUGAAGUACUGAACUGGGGUCGUUGACUAGUUGGUCCUAAAAGGAUAAAUCACAUAACUGAUUUGCCCAGCUGAAUCAGGAAUGCAAAUACCAGACUUUCCUUGGUCAUGUAUCUAAGAUCUCACUAACUCCUCCCUUUGGGAGGCUGGCAGGAACGGGGCUGUGUUCUCUCUGGAUAAGCAGUUUCUACUACAGAACCCAUGGGCUCCAGUGGGAUGUAUAGGUGCUUCCACACUCUGGAUAGACAGACUGUCUAUCCUUCCUGGGGACACAGCCAGUUUCUCAGCACCUCCACAGAUUGCAGCCCCAUCUCUGUUCCUGUGCCCUGAUUAAUGAUGAGACCUUCAGCCACCACUCUCUGUGUAUUAAUGGCAUGAUACGGUAUUGUCCUUGUAUAGAGUUUAGCAGCUCAUGAUAAACCGCUCAAGGCCGGGCCUCGCUGUGUGUGCUUUGGACAUUGUACGUUUGUACCCGACGACCAAGUAGAUCAAGUUGGAGAGGGACUCUCUUCAGUGUUGCGGUGGUGGUCUGUGGAGUGCAGCACCUCAGAGGUUCCCAGGGCUAAGGGCAGCUUCCUUUCCCGACUCUGGUGCAUGGACAGUGCGCAGCACAUGGACUAAAAUUAUGCUCUGACAAGUAGAACAUAGGUGGUCUAAAUGUGUCAAGAAGGCCUUACCCCUUGUGUGACGGAUUGAUUUAUUGUUUACAUUGGGGACUGUAUCUUGGAUUUUUAAAUAGAAGAAUUACCAAGAGUUAAGGACAAAUGCUGAGAUUUCUAACUCAUUUAAGCAAGUAAGUGAAUUGAGUUAUCUGAACUCCACCACACUGGGUGUUUAGAGUGGCCGAUGAAGGACAACAUUGGAGACAUGUACCUUGCCAUCUCUAGCCUGCUCUGAAAGGGCAGGGCACUGGAAAAGAACGUGACUCAAGAUGAAGCCGUUUGUAUGUACCCUUAUCAAAUAUAUUCUAUAAUGAAAUAAAACCGGAAAAAUGGA
This is a messenger RNA of Peromyscus maniculatus bairdii (prairie deer mouse), 3958 nucleotides long. It is a transcript of the gene Eml1, whose product is annotated as EMAP like 1. Gene Ontology annotation, molecular function: microtubule binding. The record is from RefSeq and is a predicted model, not a curated record. Gene Ontology annotation, biological process: microtubule cytoskeleton organization. Gene Ontology annotation, cellular component: mitotic spindle. NCBI's taxonomy places the organism in Eukaryota, Metazoa, Chordata, Mammalia, Rodentia, Cricetidae.